AGUCAAAUCAAUCCAGCCAUAUCCAUAUUCCAUCUUUUUUAAAGUUUUUUUGGCUCUUCUCCUCCUGCUUCUCAACUUGCAGCAAAGCCGAUGCAACUUCACUCCUCCCUAAUAAAGAAGAGAAGCAGAAGCUCUCUUGCUCUUAUUCCUUGCAUCAUCUUCUCCGUCAAUCCAUCUGCAUUCUUAUCCUUUGCAACAUCUCCUCAGCCUUACGAACCCAAGAGAUUUGUUAGAAUCAUACAUCCUCUGUAUGAUCUGCACCACCACCGUGGCCCAACUUCACCAUCAUCGUCUUCUGCUACUGCUAGCCACCACUACGCUUCACUCCUCCAGUCUCUUAUUGAGGGAAAAGCAAUCGAGCCCGGGAAGCAGAUCCACGCUCACCUCCUCGUUACGGGCAUCGGUUUGAGCACCAUUGUAGCCACCAAACUCGUUAAUCUCUACUCGGUUUGCAACCAUUUACCCCAUGCCUACUGCUUGUUCGACAGAAUUCCUAAAGACAACGUCUUCCUUUGGAACGUUCUCAUUCAGGGCUAUGCUUGGAAUGGACCCCAUCAAGCCGCUCUCUCCCUUUACCACCAAAUGUUUGAGUAUGGUCUCCACCCUGACAACUUCACUUUCCCCUUCGUCCUCAAGGCUUGCUCCGCCCUCCCUGCGCUGCAACAAGGGAGAGAGAUCCAUUGUCACGUCAUACGGGCGGGGUGGGAAUCGGACGUCUUUGUAGGGGCUGCGCUUAUUGACAUGUAUGCCAAGUGUGGAUGUGUAGCGACUGCUCGUCGAGUCUUUGACAACGUUCUGGUAAGAGAUGUGGUCUUCUGGAAUUCCAUGCUCGCUGCUUACUCCCAGAAUGGGCACCCAGAUGAGGCCCUUUGUCUGUGCCGUGAGAUGGCUUUUGCCGGUUUGAGGCCCACUGUUGCAACUCUCGUCGCCGUCAUCUCGGCGUCGGCUGACAUUGCGGCUCUCCCUCAAGGGAGGGAACUCCAUGGGUUUAGUUGGAGGCAUGGUUUUGAUUGUCAAGACAAAGUGAAAACGGCGCUUGUCAACAUGUAUGCCAAAAGCGGUUGGGUCCGAGUUGCUCGGAGACUGUUCGAGCGACUUGCAGAGAAGAGGGUUGUGUGCUGGAAUUCCAUGAUUGCCGGUUAUGCAAUGCAUGGUCAUACCACGGAGGCCUUCGCCCUGUUCGAGGAGAUGAAAAAGGAGGGUGCUCCACCCGAUCACAUAACUUUCGUGGGUGUUUUAUCAGCUUGCAGCCGUGGAGGUUUGAUGGAUGAAGGGUGGAAGUUUUUCGAGUCGAUGGUGAAGGAACACCUGAUAGAGCCCACGGUUCAACACUAUACGUGCAUGGUUGAUCUGCUUGGUCAUUCUGGGCGGUUGGAUGAGGCAUACGAUCUUAUCAUGCGGAUGAAAGUAAGGCCGGACUCUGGUGUCUGGGGUGCUUUGCUGCACGCAUCCAAAAUCCACCGGAAUGUCAUGUUUGGGGAAAAGGCAUUGGAGAGAUUAAUCGACCUUGAACCCAAUGACGCAGGCAAUUAUGUGAUCCUGUCAAACAUCUACGCACAAGCUGGGAACUGGGAAGGAGUUGCAUGGGUGAGAGGGCUGAUGAAGGAGAGAGGACUCAAGAAGAGCAUCGCACUUAGCUGGAUAGAAGUGAAGAACAAAACUCACGCAUUUCUGGUUGGAGAUACCUCCCAUCCGCAAUCAGACGAGAUAUAUGCGGAGCUGGAGAGGGUGGGAGGACUGAUGGAAGAAGCUGGGUACGUGCCGGAUACCGCACCGGUUUUGCAUGAUGUAGAAGAUGAUGAGAAAGGUAGAAUGAUUACUAGUCACAGUGAAAGGGUUGCAAUUGCUUUUGGACUCAUCAAUACGCCACCAGGGACGAGGCUUCUGGUGAAUAAGAACCUCCGAGUCUGUGAUGACUGUCAUGUGGCAAUAAAGUUCAUCUCAAAAAUUACAGCCAGGGAAAUCAUCGUUAGAGACGUCAAUCGCUACCAUCAUUUUAAAGAUGGUGUUUGUUCUUGUGGAGAUUAUUGGUGACAAGCACAAGAAGGACUGAAGGAGAUUAUAUAAUUGGUUGCCACUUACAACUUAGAAGCCAAUGCGCAAUGGGCUAUACAAGCCAUUAAUCUGGAAGGAGCUCCUCACACCAACCCCAUAGCACAGUGCUUGAUUUGUCAAAUAUUGGAGUUUAUGGGCAUCUCUCCAAGAGACUUUUCAUAUUCCAAACCACGUCAGCUUGCUAUAGAGUGAAGGAACCAUUCACAAGCGAGAGGUUUUAUCUUCCACCUCUGACAUUCCAAAGGUUUCUACGAUUUUUCUUUUUGAAAAUAUCCAACAAACUACCAUUGGUAUUCUGGCAUUUUUUCAAUCUCUGCCUCUGGCAAGAAGUCCUGUUAAUGUGUAUCGUGUUCUUGAAAAAAUUGAAUAAAAUUAUUGUUAAAUGAUUCCCUUUUUUUCCUGAAUCUUGUGACAAUUAUAGCUAAAGAAUGACAGUCCCAAUAAUGAAACGAGAAGCACUGUUAAUUUUUCUUCAAUCUCCUUUUUCAUUUACAAUGAAAGCUAGAAUUGGUUUAUUGAAAUUUGCCAACCUCUAAGAGCAGAGGGGCAAUCACAUCAGAGAGCCAAGUGGGCAACCGAGACCCAUGAACAAAAACAACGGAAUUUUGAAGGGCCCGUUGGGCUAUAGAAUGAGCAGCUUUGUUCUGCUUACAGAAGACAUAGGCAAAAGGAGGAGAGAGUCCACCUCUACCGGUAGCUUAGAGGCUUCCAAAUCUUUUGCUACUUCGAGGCCCAUCCUCAGGGCAAGAGCUUUGGCAGUAAGGAUAGGGUUGCUGGAUGAGAGGGAGUGGCAAAUGAGCAUCAAAUCUCUUGUGCAAUUUUGAAUGAUAGCACCCAAAACCAGCUUUUCCCAGAAACAAGGUAAAUGGCAGCAUCAAAGUUCAACUUGAGGAACCCAUCUGCAAAGGGGGACCAGGAGGCUGAUUCUCUAGCCGAUCGUCCAGGAGGGGAAUGAAUGAAGUUGCUUUUCUUCCAACUUUGGAUUCAUCGGAGAGCUUUUCGUGGGAAAUGUCUUUUCCAAGAGAAGACCAGGGAGUUUUGAAUUCUUCAAAUGGUCUAGCAAGCUAUGGCUAUGAUAGAACUUUUCAUCAUAGUCUUCAAACUUUGGGAGGAGGGACCAGGAUUUGAUUCAUUCGAUGAGUCUGGCGCUGCUGACAGAUCUAAUUGCAAUGGGGGAGAUCGGCUUCAGUCAGUGCAAUUCCAUGCUCACACCAUUUGAAGAUCGAUUUCAGUCGGUGCAUGUUGUGCUAACACCGUUCGAACAGUCUCUUGCAUCGGGAAUAUCACCCAUGAAAUAAAGCACAGUAAAGAGAUAUAAGUCAGUAAAGGAUGUUCGAACAGGCUUAGCAGUUAGCAACUGACCAAAGCCGAACUCGCAAUGGGGAAGCCAAACAAUGCCUUUGGAUGAAGGAUAAUUGAGGAAACCAUGAUCAAUCGAUUCAAUCCUAUCAGGGGAUGAGGGGUCCGGAUAUAAGGCCGAGUUCAAAGUGAUGGCAUCCCCACAACAUCUCCAAAGAAAUGAGUUAUCUUCGAAUGAGGCCUGAUUGAUUGGGCAAA
Molecule: messenger RNA, 3612 nt
Organism: Nelumbo nucifera (sacred lotus)
Lineage: Eukaryota; Viridiplantae; Streptophyta; Magnoliopsida; Proteales; Nelumbonaceae
Source: RefSeq, a predicted model, not a curated record